Chenopodium quinoa (quinoa) is the source of this 1924-nucleotide messenger RNA. RefSeq lists its product as uncharacterized. Lineage: Eukaryota; Viridiplantae; Streptophyta; Magnoliopsida; Caryophyllales; Amaranthaceae. The transcript has 7 exons. Gene Ontology annotation, molecular function: protein binding. Bases 149 to 1624 code for a protein of 491 amino acids. The record is from RefSeq and is a predicted model, not a curated record.
AAAGGAUUUUACUAAUACGGAGUAAAUCGUAAAGGAGAGUGUGAAAGACUGAAAGGAGUUGGAAAGUGUGUAGUGCUCUACUACUACACCAUUUCAGAAUACCCAGAAUCUUCAAAUUCUCUCUCUUCUUCUAUGUGAUUCCUCAACAAUGCGAACAUUCUUCCUUUUUAUUAAUUUAAUACCCUUUUUUCUUCUUCCCUUUUUCUCUCAAUUUCCUGUUGCUACUGCUGUUGUUUCUACUCCUGCUGGUCCAUUGAUUAAACACCUCUCUUCAUUACUCAAAUGGACUAAGAAUUCCCCUAAAUCAUCCCAAUCAGAUGGACCAGUAGUUCAGUUUGAGAGUGGGUAUUUAGUGGAGACAAUUGUAGAAGGGAAUGCAAUUGGAGUUGUACCCUAUUCCAUUAGGGUAUCUCAUGAUGGAGAGCUCUUUGCUGUUGAUUCAGAGGGUAGCAACAUUGUGCGGAUAACUCCUCCACUGUCACAGUAUAGUCGAGCAAGGCUAGUGGCUGGAUCAUUUCAGGGUAAAACAGGGCAUGUGGAUGGUAAACCAAAUGAUGCUCGUUUUAAUCAUCCUAAAGGGGUGGCCAUGGAUGAUAAAGGAAAUGUUUACAUUGCUGACACUGAUAAUCUUGCUAUCAGAAAGGUUGGAGAAGGGGGAGUGACAACAAUUGCUGGAGGGAAGUCAAAUGUUGCAGGAUACACAGAUGGGCCAAGUGAAGAUGCAAAGUUCUCCGCAGAUUUUGACGUGGUCUAUGUGCCAUCCACUUGCUCGUUGUUAGUUGUUGACAGAGGAAAUGCUGCACUUCGGAAAAUUUCUCUUAAUCAAGAAGACUGUGAUUCUAAUUACAGUUCCAUUUCAGUGACAGAUAUCGUCAUGGUCUUUGGUGCUAUGUUUGUUGGGUAUGCCUCAUGCUUGCUUCAUCAGGGAUUUGGACCUGCUUUUAUCUCGAAAUUUCUACAAUCUUCUGCAUCAGAUGAUCCACAAAAACUGCUCAAAGAGAAGCAAAAUUCAAUCCUGGAGAGUGUAAAGGAGGAACAAGUUCCUGCUGGAUCUGGAUGGCCUCCAUUUGGACAGAUGAUAGGUGAUCUUGGGAAACUAGCCCAUGAGUCGCUGAGUAAUGUCAUUGUUCCCUUAAUUCCCCCUCGUUUUAGCCCGAAAAAAGGACUCACUCCCUUGAAAGACGCUCUAAAGAUGCCUGAAGAUGGAGUACAGCCGCAAUUGAUAGCCCAAAAGCAGAGGACCCCUGUCCCAGUUUCUGAAUCCUGGCAAGCAUAUGCUCCAGAUACUACAGAAAAGCAUUCUGAAGCAAAGACUUUGAAGAUGAGAUCAGCGUCUAUGAAGGACCCUUCUUUGUCAAGCAAACACAGAUCUUCCAAAAGACAAGAGUACUCAGAAUUUUAUGGUUCUAGUGAAGCCCCUCAUAAAACUGGGCAGAUAAGGUCUAAAGCACACAAGGAGAGGUCAAAGCAUCGCCACCGAGAUAAGAGUGGAGAAGUAAGUUCAGGGGCUCAUGCACCUGAGCCUAAACCUGGUGAAUAUAAAGGGGUAAAUUACAAUGAUCCAAGGUUUAACCCUUACAAUGUGGGGAAUAGGUAUAUGCCAGAUGCUUCCUACCGCUAUUAGACUGACUUUUUAACGGUUAGUGAUGUCGGCAUGUUAUGGUAUCAAAUUUUGUAUUUGCCAUGAUGUUGUAUGGCUAUCUUUACUUGGUCCUAUUCUAAGAAUGCGAGUGAAAUUACAUUUGAGAUAUCUGAGCUGCUCAAGAUUACAAAAAUCAUUUUAUGGGUUCUGUAAUAGAUGUAAGAACUUCUCUGGGGCAGGUCUGUAGGCUGUAUUCGUGUUGUAUUUAUCACUUCUGAGGAAAAAUUACAUAGCAUAUACUUCACUUCGGUUUCCCCAUGCAUUUCCUUUAUUUCGGGUUAA